CUUCCUUAUUCGGUUAUCACAAAUCUUUUUUCUCUCUGAAGUUUUAAUCAUGGAUUCUAGACAAGUCCAAAGUCAUGACUAUGAUGAACAUCACAAUCAUCCACAUGGCCAUGAUGUUGGCAUUGGCAUACAUCAAGUUCUUCAUGGUUCAGAUGAGCACCAACAUGACCAUGAGAAGAAGUCUGUUGUUAAGAAAGUGAAGGCAAAGGCUAAGAAAAUCAAGGACAGAGUCACCAAGCAUGGUCAUCAUGACAAUGAACAUGAUCAGGAUCAGUAUCACUAUGAAGGUCAACAUAUCCCUGAUGAUCAUGAUUUGGAUGAGGAAGAUGAUGAAGAUGAAGAAAUGAUUGACGACCCUGAAGUCCAUGGUGCACCAAUUUAUGAUAGUACUGCUUUUAGAAGUGCUGUACCAGGGCAAACACAAUACUUGGCAAGUCCUAAUGUUAAUUUAGGAGGUACAUCAGUUAUGGGAGUAGAACCCCAUCAUCACCAGCCAAGAGUUGUAGUUGUUUCUUCUGAU
This is a messenger RNA of Arachis duranensis, 520 nucleotides long. Its product is annotated as low-temperature-induced 65 kDa protein. The record is from RefSeq and is a predicted model, not a curated record. The transcript is spliced from 3 exons. Gene Ontology annotation, biological process: response to abscisic acid; response to stress. The annotation marks the transcript as partial. Lineage: Eukaryota; Viridiplantae; Streptophyta; Magnoliopsida; Fabales; Fabaceae.